UAUUGUAAACAGGUGACAGGUAUAGUCCCUUUCGUCGUGUCCUUCUUAUCUUACCGCCGGUACUCCCCUUGAUGGGGUGUAUAAAAAGAGAAUAGAAGAUGACGCGAGGCUGAGUGAGUUUAACGGGAAGAUGCUCCUCGUCAGUGUGCCUGUGCUCCUUCUGCUUUCGGUAUUCGGUAAAGAUGCGGCUGACCUCCCCGCGACAGACGCGUCGUUUCUUCCGGACCUGGGGCUGCGUAGCGGGGGACAACCCGGUCCGUCGCUACCCGCUUCUCCGACCACCUCUCUAGACCGCUUCCAGGUUCAGCCCCGGGAGGAGUAUGCCUCGCCGGGUAUUGCCUUGGCCCGGUCCGCCGAGGAACCGUCCGCGACCACGGAGGACGGCGGGGAGUCGCACCGCCACGGCGGGGGGUUUCAGAUGGUGCAGUGGGAAUGGAGCUACGUUCAGACGCCUUACAUUAUCGCUAUAUGGAUCCUGGUGGCGAGUGUCGCGAAAAUCCUGUUCCACUUCUCCCAGCGUUUCACCACGGUGGUCCCAGAGAGCUGUAUGUUGAUCUUACUGGGCCUGGUACUGGGUGGCAUCGUACUGCUGACCAGUAAGAAACAGCUGUACCAGCUAGAGCCUGGCCUCUUCUUCCUCUUCCUCCUGCCCACCAUCGUAGGUGACGCUGGGUAUUUCAUGCCCGCGAGGCUCUUCUUUGACAAUCUGGGAGCCAUCUUACUGUAUGCUGUGGUGGGAACUCUCUGGAAUGCCUUCUGUACAGGUUUCUGCCUCUACGGGGUCAAACUGCUGGGGGUCAUAGGGGUCAGAGGUGAGUCGAACUUCUGGGGGUCAGAGGUGAGUCGAACUGCUGGGGGUCAGAGGGUUCAAUCUGUGGAGGAGAGAAACAAAGUCAUGACUGAGACAUGGAACCAGCUCCAAGAGCAUGCCGCCAUGGUGCUCUUACAGAACUGA
Messenger RNA from Oncorhynchus masou masou (cherry salmon), 955 nucleotides. Its product is annotated as sodium/hydrogen exchanger 5-like. Gene Ontology annotation, molecular function: sodium:proton antiporter activity; potassium:proton antiporter activity. The record is from RefSeq and is a predicted model, not a curated record. Gene Ontology annotation, cellular component: plasma membrane. The coding region runs from base 131 to 955 and encodes 274 amino acids. Gene Ontology annotation, biological process: regulation of intracellular pH; proton transmembrane transport; potassium ion transmembrane transport. NCBI's taxonomy places the organism in Eukaryota, Metazoa, Chordata, Actinopteri, Salmoniformes, Salmonidae. The transcript has 5 exons.